This is a messenger RNA of Galeopterus variegatus (Sunda flying lemur), 1920 nucleotides long. It is a transcript of the gene CP, whose product is annotated as ceruloplasmin (ferroxidase). Lineage: Eukaryota; Metazoa; Chordata; Mammalia; Dermoptera; Cynocephalidae. The annotation marks the transcript as partial. Gene Ontology annotation, cellular component: plasma membrane. The transcript has 9 exons. Gene Ontology annotation, molecular function: copper ion binding; oxidoreductase activity. Gene Ontology annotation, biological process: iron ion transport. The record is from RefSeq and is a predicted model, not a curated record.
AGAGAAGCCUGGCAACUGAGAACUGUUUUUUUCUGGGUUACGAGAACUGAACUCAAUUGGAAAAUGUUAUUUGCUCUGAGGAAACGGUGUACUCUUGUGCAACAUUAAACUGUGUAAAUCAAGCAAAUAAAGGAAGAAAACCUUAUUUAUAAAAUUGCCUGCUCCUGAUUUCAGUUGUUUCUCAAGCUCCAACAGGGUGGAAAUAUGAAGAUUUUGAUGCUUAGUAUUUUUCUGUUUUUAUAUAGUACCCCCGGCUGGGCGAAAGAUAAGCAUUACUACAUAGGAAUUAUUGAAACAACUUGGAACUAUGCCUCUGACAAUGGGGAAAAGAAACUUAUUUCGGUUGACACGGAACAUUCCAAUAUCUAUCUUCAAAAUGGCCCAGACAGAAUCGGAAGAAUAUAUAAGAAGGCCCUUUAUGUUCAGUUCACAGAUGGAACCUUUAAGACGACUGUAGAAAAACCAGUCUGGCUAGGGUUUUUAGGCCCCAUUAUCAAAGCUGAAACUGGAGACAAAGUUUAUGUACACUUGAAAAACUUUGCCUCUAGAUCCUACACUUUUCACACACACGGAGCAACUUACUAUAAGGAGCACGAAGGGGCCAUCUACCCUGAUAAUACCACAGAUUUUCAAAAAGCCGAUGACAAAGUGUAUCCGGGACAGCAGUAUACAUACAUAUUGCAUGCCACUGAAGAACAAAGCCCUGGUGAGGGAGACGGCAACUGUGUGACUAGGAUUUACCAUUCCCACAUUGAUGCUCCAAAAGAUAUUGCCUCAGGACUCAUCGGGCCUUUCAUCCUCUGUAAAAAAGAUUCUCUGGAUAAUGAAAAAGAAAAAAAUAUUGACCAAGAAUUCGUGGUGAUGUUUUCUGUGGUGGAUGAAAAUUUCAGCUGGUACUUAGAAGACAACAUUGAAACUUACUGCUCUAAACCAGAGAAAGUUGACAAAGACAACGAAGACUUCCAGGAGAGUAACAGAAUGUAUUCUGUGAAUGGAUACACUUUUGGAAGUCUCCCAGGACUCUCAAUGUGUGCAGGAGACAGGGUGAAAUGGUAUCUUUUUGGCAUGGGUAAUGAAGUUGAUGUGCAUGCAGCUUUCUUUCACGGGCAAACAUUGACUAACAAGAAUUACCGUAUUGAUACAAUCAAUCUCUUUCCUGCUACGCUUUUUGAUGCUUUUAUGGUGGCCCAGAACCCUGGAGAAUGGAUGUUGAGUUGUCAGAAUCUAAACCAUUUGAAAGCUGGUUUACAGGCCUUUUUCCGGGUCCAGGACUGUAAUGAAUCUUCAUCAGAGGAGUAUAUCCCUGAGAAAAGUGUUAGACACUACUACAUUGCUGCUGAGGAAAUCAUCUGGAACUAUGCUCCCUCUGGUAGAGAUAUCUUCACUGAAGAAAACUUAACAACACCUGGAAGUGACUCAGAGGUAUUUUUUAAACAAAGUACUACAAGAAUUGGAGGCUCUUAUAAAAAGCUGGUUUAUCGUGAGUACACAGAUGCCUCAUUCACACAUCAAAAAGAGAGAGGCCCUGAAGAGGAACACCUCGGAAUCCUGGGUCCCGUCAUUUGGGCAGAGGUGGGAGACACAAUAAGAGUCACCUUCUAUAACAAAGGAGCUUAUCCCCUCAGUAUCCAGCCAACUGGGGUGAGAUUCAGUAAGGACAACGAAGGCACAUACUAUUCCCUACACAACAAUGCCUCGAGUGGAAGUGUGCCUCCUUCUUCAGCCUCCCGUGUGGCACCCCAAAAAAAGUUCACCUAUAAAUGGACUGUCCCUGAGGAAGUGGGACCCACUUAUACAGAUCCUGUCUGUCUAUCUAAGAUGUAUUAUUCUGCUGUGGAUCCCACCAAAGAUAUAUUCACUGGGCUUAUCGGGCCAAUGAAAAUAUGCAAGAAAGGAAGUUUACAUGCAAAUGGGAAACAG